Messenger RNA from Diceros bicornis minor, 1385 nucleotides. It is a transcript of the gene CD274, whose product is annotated as CD274 molecule. The coding region runs from base 73 to 939 and encodes 288 amino acids. NCBI's taxonomy places the organism in Eukaryota, Metazoa, Chordata, Mammalia, Perissodactyla, Rhinocerotidae. The record is from RefSeq and is a predicted model, not a curated record. Gene Ontology annotation, cellular component: external side of plasma membrane. Gene Ontology annotation, biological process: immune response; cellular response to lipopolysaccharide; T cell costimulation. The transcript is spliced from 7 exons.
CGCAGCUGGGGGCCGCCUGCUGAGUCUCCGCGCUCGCCUCGAGACUCCCCGCCCGCAGGUCAUUCCAGAAAGAUGAGGAUAGUUAGUGUCUUUACAUUCAUGGCCUACUGUCAUUUGCUGAAAGCAUUUACUAUCACAGUUACCAAGGACCUGUACAUGGUAGAGUAUGGCAGCAAUGUGACAAUGGAAUGCGAAUUCCCAGUAGAAAAACCAUUAAACCUGGCUGCAUUAAUUGUCUACUGGGAAAUGGAAAAUAAGAAAAUUAUUCAAUUUGUGAAUGGUAAGGAAGACCUGAAGGUUCAACACAGUAGCUACAGCCAGAGGGCCCAGCUGUUGAAGGACCAGCUCUUCUUGGGAAAGGCCGCACUUCAGAUCACAGAUGUGAAAUUGCAGGAUGCAGGAGUUUACUGCUGCUUAAUCAGCUAUGGUGGUGCUGACUACAAGCGGAUUACUUUGAAAGUCAAUGCCCCAUACCGCAAAAUCGACCAGAGAAUUUCUGUGGAUCCAGUCACCUCUGAACACGAACUAACAUGUCAGGCUGAGGGUUACCCCGAGGCUGAAGUCAUCUGGACAAGCAGUGACCACCGAAUCCUGAGUGGCAAAACCACCAUCACCAAUUCCAAGAGGGAGGAGAAGCUUUUCAAUGUCACCAGCACACUGAGACUCAACACAACAGCUAACGAGAUUUUCUACUGCACUUUUCGGAGAUCAGGUCUUGAGGAAAACAGUACAGCUGAGUUGGUCAUCCCAGAACCACUUAUAGUUCCAGCAAAUAAGAGGACUCAUUUGGCAAUUCUGGGAGCCAUCCCGUUGUUACUUGUAGCCCUGACAAUCAUCAUCUGUCUAAAAAGAAAUGUGAGAAUGAUGGACGUGGAAAAAUGUGGCACCCAAGAUACAAACUCAAAGAAACAAAAUGAUACACAAUUUGAAGAGACGUAAUCCAGCAUUGAAACUUCUGAUCUUAAGGCAGGGAUUCUCAGCCCGUGGUCUGAGUUCGUCAGGGCCAAGCAUGCCAGAGAAAUGCAGUGGGCCAACAGGCUGCAGGUGAUGUCGGAGGCCCAAACACUGAAAAUGGAAGCUGGGAAAGAAGAGGAGAACGAGGAAGAAUGAAGUAGAAAGGGUAGCCUGAAAGGAAACUUCGGUACUUCAGAAUGACUGGAGAUUCAUCGGUGCAGAUGAAAGGGAGAAAGGACACUUCUGAAUGAUAAGCCUUCAUGCCAAUUGUCCAUUGCUCGUCCUAGGAAAACAAGUUGAGAUUCCCUGAUUUAAUGGUUGGUGCCUGCAGAAGUGCCCUUUGCCUUCACUCAGUGUCUCAACUUGUCUUCUGCGUGAUUGAGAGGCCCAGUGUUACAACAGUAUUUAAGUAUAUUUCUAUUUAUUUUGAG